Molecule: messenger RNA, 849 nt
Organism: Cucumis melo (muskmelon)
Lineage: Eukaryota; Viridiplantae; Streptophyta; Magnoliopsida; Cucurbitales; Cucurbitaceae
Exons: 2
Coding region: 1-849 (282 amino acids)
Source: RefSeq, a predicted model, not a curated record
AUGGACCUUAUUGAAAGGGCUGGUUUAACAAAAACUAUUUCGAAUGUCGGUCCAUUUUAUCCCCAGCUUAUUAGGGAGUUUAUAGUUAAUUUUCCUAAUGAUUUUAAUGAUCCAAGUAGCCCGGAUUAUCAGACGGUUCAUAUUCGAGGGUUCAAAUUUGUGAUUUCUUCUACUGUGAUUAACGGGUUUUUAGGGAAUGUUAUUGAUGUUUACUGUUCUCCAUCGUCUCCUUCCACUAAUGUUCUAGCUUCUGUCUUAUCUGGUGGGACGUUGUCCACUUGGCCUGUAAAUGGAAUUCCUGCAGUUGCUCUUAGCAUCAAAUAUGCCAUUUUCCAUAAAAUUGGCAUUGCCAAUUGGUUCCCUUCCUCUCGUGCCUCCAGUGUAUCUGCUGCCUUAGGAACAUUUCUGUAUCGAAUCUGCAAUGAUAAUAAGGUGAAUACGGGUGCAUUCAUUUACAAUCAGUUGUUACGUCAUGUUAGUUCAUUUGGGGUUAAGACUUUCAUUGCUCUUCCGCGACUCUUCUCAAAUCUGUUACUACACCUCAACGGAGCUGUGCUCACUGCAGCUGAUACUUCUGGACCUGACCCUAAAACUUUAGCCCUUAGCUACAGACUCUUUCAGGACAGUCAUGUGCAUGAUAUUGAUAUGAUGUGCAUCCAUCUCUUGGCCCGUUUCUUUGUUGAUCGUGAGUUAGCUGCCCGCAUUGUUAAUGCUCUGACUUUUGAAUCUCGUGCCUUAACCUACUCCAUCAAUCUGUUGUCUGAACGACGGUUGGAAAUUGAUGCCCUCAUUCGACACUUGAAGACCUUUGCUCCAUCUACUAGUCGUAGAGAAUCAACUACUGAUUGA